This is a messenger RNA of Pyricularia grisea, 2035 nucleotides long. RefSeq lists its product as uncharacterized. Lineage: Eukaryota; Fungi; Ascomycota; Sordariomycetes; Magnaporthales; Pyriculariaceae. The transcript is spliced from 3 exons. Bases 302 to 2035 code for a protein of 577 amino acids. The record is from RefSeq and is a predicted model, not a curated record. Gene Ontology annotation, molecular function: CoA-ligase activity. Gene Ontology annotation, biological process: secondary metabolic process.
GGGGGAAAAAAAAAAACUAUAACGAUUGAAGAGUUAGGGCUGGGCUGAUUCAUCAGAAUGAGAGCGGUGUCUAUUCAUGCCUUGCAUGGUUUCGUAUAUUCAGGCGAAUGAGGAUGUAGAUGUGCCGAUCGGCCUUUCUACUUGACUCUUGAGACUUUUGCGUCACGUCGUAUUGCAAGCUGGAGUAGACACGUUGCCAUUCUUUCCCAUCUAAGAUAAAUAUCCUUUUUUGAAUAUAUAUAUUCCAGAACAAAGGGGGUUGUCUAAAAUUCGGGAAGACAUACUCAUUUUGUCGUCAAGAAUGACCACUGUGGUUGAGAAAACGCCGAGAGGCGUUAUUUACAGGGCGGCCAAAUCAUUCCCUGUUCCUGAUCUGGAUAUCUUGUCACUUCUGUUCGACUCGGAACACAGCGCAGCAACUCCAGAGUCCGUCAUCCACUCCGCAGCCGAUGACCCCUCUCUGCAGUUGAACGUCUCACGUGCCAGGACCCUCACGCAAGCGACGUCGGCCGCCCUCCGGCGCCACUUCAACAUUGGCGCCGGCGGUCCAGGGCGGGACAUAGUAUCGGUCGUCUCGCUGGGGCACUACCUCCUACCAGUGCUCUGCUACGGCAUCAUCGGCGCUGGAGGAGUUCUCUCGGCUGCCUCGGCGGCAUCGACGCCCCGUGAGCUGGCCAGGCAGCUCCUGAGCAGCGAGAGCAAGAUCCUCUGCUGCGUGGAGGCUGUGAAGGAUGUAGCAGUCAAGGCGGUAGAGGAGGCAGGCUGGGGCCGUGGAGGUGGGGGCAGGGUGUUGGUCAUGGGCGAGGGCAGAGAGUGGACGUUAAAGGUUGUUCAGGCUGAUGGUUCGCUGGGGCGGAACCUGAUCGACGAGAACGACUUGCUUCCCUGGCAGACAAUCACGGACCGAAAGACGCUGGCGGACAGUUUCGUCAUCAUGAUAUACAGCUCAGGGACUACGGGUCUCCCAAAGGGAGUCAAGUUCUCGCACCGGAACCUUGUGGCCCAGGCCUCCAUAGCAGGAGACUCGCUCAGGCAGUCGUGGGGCGGACCGAAGCCUGCAUGGGAGUAUCGCACCCUGGCCCACCUACCUAUGGCGCACAUCGCCGGCAUCCAGGGUUACCUCAUCAACCCCUUCUACGUUGGCGGGACGACCUACUGGAUGCCGCGGUUCGACUGGCACAAGUUCCUGCAGUACAACAAGCAGCACAAGAUCACCAUCUUCUUCACGCCGCCGCCCAUCUACCUAAUGAUCGCCAAGAGCCCGGACGUAACGGACCAGUUUGCGAGCCUCGAGAUGGCCGUCAGCGGCGCCGCACCUCUGGGAAAGGAGCUGCAGCGCGCGGCGAGCCGCAAGCUCGGGACGGGCAAGAACGUCUACAUCAGCCAGACGUGGGGCCUGAGCGAGACGUGCGGCAGUUCGACUCUGAUGCCGCCGGGGGUGGACGACGACGACACGGGCAGCGUCUCGGCGCUCAUGCCCAACAUGGAGGCGCGCAUCGUGGACGACAACGGCCGCGACGUGGAGCCGGGGCACGAAGGCGAGGUGCUGCUCCGCGGGCCCGUCGUCUGCAACGGCUACUACAAGAACGAGGCGGCCGACAGGGCGAGCUUCACCAACGCCGACGACGGCGGCGACCGCUGGUUCCACACGGGCGACGUCGCCCACGUCCGCGGCGGGCUGGUGUACAUCGUCGACAGGAAGAAGGAGCUCAUCAAGUACAAGGGUCUGCAGGUCGCGCCCGCCGAGCUCGAGGCCCUGCUUCUCACCCACCCGGCCGUGCUGGACGCGGCAGUCAUCGGCGUGCCCGCGGCCGAGUGGGACGAGACCAGCGAGGUUCCCAGGGCUUACAUAGUGGCGGACAGAAACAAGAUCGACGCAGACGCCAUCAAGGACUUUGUCAAACGCAACGCGGCCAAUCACAAGCAGCUCAGGGGCGGAGUGGUCUUUUUGGAUGCCAUCCCCAAGAGCCCGUCUGGGAAGAUACUAAAGAAAGAUCUGAAGGCGUUGGCUAGCAGGGGACAGAGUAAACUGUAA